This is a messenger RNA of Chlorocebus sabaeus (green monkey), 1198 nucleotides long. RefSeq names its product family with sequence similarity 240 member B (gene FAM240B). NCBI's taxonomy places the organism in Eukaryota, Metazoa, Chordata, Mammalia, Primates, Cercopithecidae. The record is from RefSeq and is a predicted model, not a curated record.
GGUGCAGAGACUGGCUUUUCACAAAUCACAGGGGAAUAGGGCACAUGGAUAAUCCAGCCCUUGCUCUAAAUCAUCUCUCUUGGUUUGGGCCAAGUCAUAGUUCUCGUGGGACCUGCCAAAACAGAAGCUCGCCUUCUCUGGGACGGGUGGGGUAGUAAGAGAUGGGAUUUGUUUAGAGCCAUCUCUCACCACGAGGGAAGGCUACAAUGUCCCUGGAAAGAUAUUGUCUGGUUCUGGUACUAAUUUGGCUCAAAUGACCUUGAAAGGUUAAGGGAUUUCUGUAACUCCUCCACUACAUAUAUAAGGGCUGCAACAAUGCGAUUUCAGGACAGCAUCUGUGACCUUCUCAAGCCGGAGCUGAGGAAUCAAGAGCGGGCCCAGGAGUCUUGCCCUCCUUUGCACCCUAGCCGGGUAUCAGUCCACCGGCAAAUUCAUCUUUAAGGGGAUGAACAAUCAAUACGUCCGUCGAGAAGUCUUCUGCUGUGAAACUUGUCAUGAGCUCAAAAGCUUCUGGGAAAAAGAAAUUAGUAAACAGACUUUUUACCGAGAACUGGAGGAAGAUCGUCAGGAAAGAAGCGCCCUGAAAAAACUCAGAGAAGAAUGGAGACAGAGGCUGGAGAGGAGGCUGAGGAUGCUGGACAACCCUGAAGAGAAGGAAAAGCCCGCAAACACCGCGGACUGAGUGCUGCCUGCCUCACCGACUUCAAAGAUAGCAAGCGACCACGGGCACUUUUCUAGGGGAAAAAAACUAACACCCAAGUUAUGCUGACUUACUAAACAGGACGUUCUCUAUUUGUGCUUCCAUUUGCUAGGGGAUUUACAUGUGAAACCUCCCGCAGUGCUAAUGGGAGUUAUUAUCCUGCUCAAUCCCCUCCGCGCAGAGGACAGGAUGACCGCAAGUGGGAUAGGACGCUCGAGCUAUUUAAUAAAAAAGCUCUUGGAAUUAGCACUCCCCAGGUCUCACAGACCCAUGUAGCCUAGUGUAUUUCCACAUUUCCUUCUCAUUUUGAAAUGUUUCAAGUCUCGAGACGUUUGGAGUGUUUUCUCCAAGCUUACUGAGGGCAAUGACCUUGAUGAAAAUUUGACUUCCUCAGGUCUCCUGGAAAAACAGUCAUAAAAUCUUGUCCUUCUUUCCCCGCUUUUUGUGAACACAGAAAUGUAACUGCUUGCAGAAAUAAAGCUAUUAUUAUAAAAAGAA